This is a messenger RNA of Olea europaea var. sylvestris, 2189 nucleotides long. Its product is annotated as 65-kDa microtubule-associated protein 8. Lineage: Eukaryota; Viridiplantae; Streptophyta; Magnoliopsida; Lamiales; Oleaceae. Gene Ontology annotation, biological process: microtubule cytoskeleton organization. Gene Ontology annotation, molecular function: microtubule binding. Gene Ontology annotation, cellular component: cytoplasm; spindle. The transcript has 11 exons. The record is from RefSeq and is a predicted model, not a curated record.
AACAAAGUAGAAAUGGAACCUCAAGAAUCAUAAGCAACAGGGAACCCUUGAAGCCAAAGUCUCACUGUCAUCUACCUGUGCAGCCUUAUCUUUUAAGCAAAACUUCACCCCCAAAUGCCCCCACCUAAAAUUCUUUUUCUUGUUUUAAACUCCUCUAGGAAUUCAAAACCUCUAAUUUCUUGCUUGGAAAACCCGAUUUCUCCUUCGAUGGGGUCCUUCCAAGCACUGAAUGGAACAGGAAGUUCUGCAUUGCUUGAGACAUCGUGUGGAUAUUUGCUACAAGAGUUAGAGAUGAUAUGGGAUGAAGUCGGAGAAGAUAAAUUUGAAAGGGAAAAGAUUCUACUGGAAUUAGAACAAGAAUGCCUGGAAGUUUAUAGAAGGAAAGUAGAUACUGCAAACAUUUCACGAGCUCGACUACAUCAACAACUGGCUGAAUCUGAGGCCGAAUUUACACAUCUUCUUCUGUCACUUGGUGAGAGAUCACUCCCCGGACGUCCGGAGAAAAUGACUGGAACACUAAAGGAACAGCUAAAAUCAAUCAGCCCUGCUCUAAAAGAGAUGCAAUUUAGAAGAGAAGAUAGAGUAAAGCAAUUCCGAGUGGUACAAGGACAAAUUCAAAAGAUUUCAGCAGAAAUAGCAGGUCAGCCGGUAUAUAAUGAUUCAUUCUCAAAUGUUGCGGUAAAUGAGAAUGAUCUUUCAUUAAAGAAACUCGAGGAGUAUCAGAAUGAGCUCGAGAGACUUCACGCUGAAAAGAGUGACAGACUCCGAAGAGUGGAGAAUUAUAUAAGCAUCAUCCAGAGCUUGGCAGCCACAUUAGGAAUGGAUUCUUCCCAGAUCAUCACAAAAGUACACCCGAGCCUUAAUGAGUUAUCAGGGCUGUCAAAGAACAUCAGCGAUGGUAUUCUGGAGAAGCUCGACAGCACUGUCAACUCGCUUGAAGCAGAAAAGCAUAUGCGCCUGGAGAGGCUUCAACAACUUGGUAAAGCGUUGGCCAACCUGUGGAAUCUCAUGGACACGCCUAGUGAAGACCGUCAACAUUUCUUUCACGUCACUAGUUUGUCAUCAAUUUCAUCGGCUGAGAUAUUCACUCCCGGAGGCCUAACUAUCAGCAUAGUGCAGCAGGUGGAAGCUGAAGUCAAUAGGCUGGAUCAGUUAAAAGCGAGCAAAAUGAAAGAGUUUUUCUUCAAAAAACAGGCUGAGCUCGAGGAAAUCUGCAGUCGAUCGCACAUGGAAAUUCCUUCUAAAUCAGAAAUGGAGAAAAUAAUUAACCAACUAAAUUCUGGGGAGAUUGACCAUGCCGAUCUCCUCACAAGCAUGGAUGAACAGAUAUCCAAAGCAGAAGAAGAAGCUUUUAGCCGGAAGGCCAUAAUGGAAAAAGUUGAAAAAUGGAUCUUAGCACGCGAUGAGGAGCGAUGGCUGGAAGACUAUAACAGGGAUGAGAACCGUUAUUCAGUCAGCAGAGGUGCUCACAAGAACCUCAAAAGAGCAGAACGUGCAAGAAUAAUGGUUAAUAAGAUACCAGCUUUGGUGGAUUUGCUGAUAUCCAAGACUAAGAGCUGGGAAGAAGAAAGAAAGAAAAUUUUUGUGUGACACUAGGUUCCUCUAUUGGCAAUGCUGGAAGAGUACAAUAUGCUGAAGAAGGAAAAGGAAGAGGAGAAACAAAGACAAAGGGAACUGAAGAAGGUCCAGAGUAAAGUAAACAUUGAGCAAGACAUUCCCUUUGGAUCAAGGCCAAGCACUAGUAAUCGACGUCUAUCAGAUAGAAGCGUGAAUGGAGUUUUUGGCAACGCUAGCCCCUUGCAUCGAAAGGUUUCCCUCAGCAUACAACAGAUGGGAUCAACUAACGUCAACUCAUCUACAGGAGGAAAGAAAUCACGAAGACAAAGGAUUUACGCUCAAACAGGCUUCGGUUCGCAUCUUAGAGAUGACACAGUUUCAGUUGUCUCGUCAUUUUCGGGGCCCUUUUCACCAUAGGAUAUGAACAAUGACCCUACAACUUCCAUGAGUCGUGACAGAGGAGAAACAAGAACAAAAAUUUUCGAUAGUAAUAAAAAAUUUAUCUACAAAUGAAUAAUUCUGCUUUGUUUUCAGUUGGUACAGUAUCUUUAGAGUUAAUUCUGCUUUGUCAAUAGUUUUUGUUUGCUUCAUUUUGAAGGAAAAAUACAGAAAUUGAAAGAUCUUCCUCUUCA